AUGCUUCCUAAACGGGCAUUGUGGUCAGAUAUGAUAUUCUUGGUGGAAACAGCGACAGUCAGUCGACAGCGAAAACGAGUAGCUCUAAAUACUUCGACAAAUGAAAAGACCUUAAGUCAGUGGAUAGAGGCUGAGUUGGAGCGAGACUUCAUGAGACGUGAUGUGGACGAUGAAGAAGUGGAUCCAGAUUUCUGUUUGCACAGUGAUCAUGACUCGGCUUCAGAACAUUUUGAGGAUGAAGAAACUCAAUCUCAACGACAAAGAUCACCCCGCAGUUCAGUUGCGAUGCAAGAUUCAGGUAUAUCUUCAAUACAAGAUAACAUACACACAGAAUCCCGAAGAUACUACAUAGGUAAGAAUGGUUUUAAAUGGUGA
Molecule: messenger RNA, 375 nt
Organism: Parnassius apollo (apollo)
Lineage: Eukaryota; Metazoa; Arthropoda; Insecta; Lepidoptera; Papilionidae
Source: the annotation of a GenBank genome assembly